Molecule: messenger RNA, 855 nt
Organism: Lactuca saligna
Lineage: Eukaryota; Viridiplantae; Streptophyta; Magnoliopsida; Asterales; Asteraceae
Source: the annotation of a GenBank genome assembly
AUGAUUAGGAUUGUUUUUGAUAAUUUUUUUUUACCAAAUGAGGGGUUGUUUGUGGAUAAAUGGAAUCACUUUUUGGGUAUUGGGACUGAUUUUGAUAAACUUAAUCAAGGGAGGGGUGAUUUUGUUCAUUUUAAAACGAGUCGAUCGAAAAGGGGCUCCAAGAACAAAAGAGGCGUCGUCCUCUUCACAGAUCGGGAGAGGGAAAAAUCGAGCGAUCAAGCAGCGAACGGAGGUGGUCUCGGUGGUGGUGCGAAGAGAGGAGGUGCGAUCGACGACGAGGGGGUUUGUCUUCGGGGUUUGACGAGACCGCAGAGACGGAGGGAAGAUGGGAGGCAGAGAGAAGGUCGAUCGAAAGUAGUGGCAGGUUGGAUCGCGGUAGAACACAAAGAAAGUGUAAGUGUUCGUCAGGAAGAAGGGGCAAACGGGCUUGAUGUCCUCUUGGCUGCUUCGAUCGGCAUCAACAUACGAAGGGGGAGGAAGGACUUCGGUCCUCUGCCUUUGUUUGAUCCAGAUGACGAAGCAGGUAAAAUCGAUGGGUGUUGUAGAGGUGUUUGGGUUUGUUGUUUUCAUAGGAAAUGGGGAAAAAAAAAAAACAAUCGGGAUUGUUAUCCCUGUGAUUUACUGUUUUAACAACACCACCUUAACUGGAACGAAAGAGAAGAAAAAAGGAAACUGGAUGUGGAUUGGUGAUUCACAGCUAUAUUUGAGGAAGGAAGACACGUUUCUUUUAGUGUUCAGUUGUGUAAAACAAGAUCUAGAAGAAAUCAGUGAUGGGUUGUACAACAAUUGUAUAAUUUAUUUGUAUUGUAAUAGUUUCAUUUCUGUAUGUAACGUGUUUGUAUUGAUUUAAUUAAC